AUGGACUACGGCUACUCCACCACAUCGUAUGGUGCGCAGGGAGGAGCGAAUGGCGGUGGCUUCAUGCCCGGAAGUCAAGGUGAAGGCUCAGCCACCAAGAAGAACUCAUACGGCAAGGACACUUUGCGACCCGUGACCAUCAAGCAGCUCAUCGACGCCCACCACCCACAUCCAGGCGCAGACCAUUUUGUGAUUGAUGAGAGCGAGUGCACACAAGUGACAUUCGUGGGACAAAUACGGAACAUCAGCACACAGACUACGAACGUCACCUAUAAGCUGGAUGAUGGGACUGGCACAAUCGAAGUCAAGCUCUGGAUCGACGCCGAAGCGAUCGAGAACCCGGACGACCCGCGCAACCAAAAGCCGAAGCCAGAAGAGCAAGGUUACGCCCGUGUCUGGGGACGUCUCAAGGCCUUCAACAACAAGCGCCACGUUGGCGCCAACAUUAUUCGCCCGGUACAAGAUUACAACGAGAUCAGCUAUCAUCUUCUUGAGGCAACAGCAGUCCACCUUCACUUCACCAAGGGUCCACUUGAAGCACUGCAGGCAAACGGAGGAGCAGCAGCAGCAGCACAGCAGAACGGCUACGGCGCACAGCAACAGAUGACAAAUGGUGGAGACUCCGGUCUUGCUGGCAUAACUCCCGUUGCGCGGAGAGUAUACCAAUGUCUGAAGACGUCGCCUCAGACGAACGAAGGUCUCCAUGCGCAGGACAUCGCGACCCGGACGGGGAUGGAAAUGACCGAAGUCUUGAAGGCGGGAGACGAACUGAUGGGGCUCGGGAAGGUAUACACUACAGUGGACGACCACACUUGGGCGCUGCUGGACCUUUAG
Molecule: messenger RNA, 834 nt
Organism: Fulvia fulva
Lineage: Eukaryota; Fungi; Ascomycota; Dothideomycetes; Mycosphaerellales; Mycosphaerellaceae
Product: Replication factor A protein 2
Exons: 3
Coding region: 1-834 (277 amino acids)
Biological process (GO): DNA replication; nucleotide-excision repair; double-strand break repair via homologous recombination
Cellular component (GO): DNA replication factor A complex; chromosome, telomeric region; site of double-strand break
Molecular function (GO): DNA binding
Source: RefSeq, a predicted model, not a curated record